Molecule: messenger RNA, 5988 nt
Organism: Corythoichthys intestinalis (scribbled pipefish)
Lineage: Eukaryota; Metazoa; Chordata; Actinopteri; Syngnathiformes; Syngnathidae
Product: mucin-2-like
Exons: 1
Coding region: 1-5988 (1995 amino acids)
Source: RefSeq, a predicted model, not a curated record
AUGACUGAAAAUGAUUCUAAUCAAGUCACCGUCAGUGAGGGACCUGUUCCUCCGGCUCCCGUCGACCCAGGCAGCAGCACUGAAAGUCCGACCGCCGACAAAAUAGAAACCCCAGAUGACAAUUUAGUCCCAUCAGCAAGCUCCACAAGUACCACCAGCAGCGGUACAACCAACACCCCAGAUGACAACUCAGUCCCUGAAACAAGCCUGACCAGCGCCACUAGCCGUGGUUCGACCACCACGCCGGAUGACAGUUUAAACCCUGAAACAAGCCCAACCACCGCCACUACCAGUGUUUCGACCACCACCCCGGAUGACAAUUCAAACCCUGAAACAAGCCCAACCACCGCCACUACCAGUGUUUCGACCACCACCCAGGAUGACAGUUUAAACCCUGAAACAAGCCCAACCACAGCCACUACCAGUGUUUCGACCACCACCCAGGAUGACAGUUCAAACCCUGAAACAAGCCCGACCACUGCCACUAGCAGUGGUUCGACCAUCACCCCGGAUGACAGUUUAACCCCUGAAACAAGCACUACCACCGCCACUACCACUGGUUCGACCACCACCCCGGAUGAAAAUUUAACCCCUGAAACAAGCACAACGACCGCCACUACCAGUGGUUCGACCACCACCCCGGAUGACAGUUUAACCCCUGAAACAAGCACAACCACCGCCACUACCAGUGUUUCGACCACCACCCCGGAUGACAAUUCAGACCCUGAAACAAGCCCGACCACCGCCACUAGCAGUGGUUCGACCAUCACCCCGGAUGAAAAUUUAACCCCUGAAACAAGCACAACAACCGCCACUACCAGUGGUUCGACCACCACCCCGGAUGAAAAUUUAACCCCUGAAACAAGCACAACGACCGCCACUACCAGUGGUUCGACCACCACCCUGGAUGACAGUUUAAACCCUGAAACAAGCCCGACCACCGCUACUAGCAGUGGUUCGACCCCCACCCCAGAUGUAAAUUUAACACCUGAAACAAGCACAACCACCGCCACUACCAGUGUUUCGACCACCACCCUGGAUGACAGUUUAAACCCUGAAACAAGCCCGACCACCGCUACUAGCAGUGGUUCGACCCCCACCCCGGAUGAAAAUUUAACACCUGAAACAAGCACAACCACCGCCACUACCAGUGUUUCGACCACCACCCUGGAUGACAGUUUAAACCCUGAAACAAGCCCAACCACCGCCACUGCCAGUGUUUCGACCACCACCCCGGAUGACAGUUUAAACCCUGAAACAAGCCCGACCACCGCUACUAGCAGUGGUUCGACCCCCACCCCGGAUGAAAAUUUAACCCCUGAAACAAGCCCGACCACCGCCACUACCAGUGGUUCGACCACCACCCCGGAUGACAAUUCAAACCCUGAAACAAGCCCAACCACCGCCACUACCAGUGUUUCGACCACCACCCCGGAUGACAAUUCAGACCCUGAAACAAGCCCGACCACCGCCACUACCAGUGGUUCAAUCAUCACCCCGGAUGACAGUUCAAACCCUGAAACAAGCCCAACCACCGCCACUACCAGUGUUUCGACCACCACCCCGGAUGACAAUUCAGACCCUGAAACAAGCCCGACCACCGCCACUACCAGUGGUUCAAUCAUCACCCCGGAUGACAGUUCAAACCCUGAAACAAGCCCAACCACCGCCACUACCAGUGGUUCGACCACCACCCCGGAUGACAGUUUAACCCCUGAAACAAGCACAACCACCGCCACUAGCAGUGGUUCGACCACCACCCCGGAUGACAGUUUAAACCCUGAAACAAGCCCAACCACCGCCACUAACAGUGUUUCGACCACCACCCUGGAUGACAGUUUAAACCCUGAAACAAGCCCAACCACCGCCACUGCCAGUGUUUCGACCACCACCCUGGAUGACAGUUUAAACCCUGAAACAAGCCCGACCACCGCUACUAGCAGUGGUUCGACCCCCACCCCGGAUGAAAAUUUAAACCCUGAAACAAGCCCGACCACCGCUACUAGCAGUGGUUCGACCCCCACCCCGGAUGAAAAUUUAACCCCUGAAACAAGCCCUACCACCGCCACUACCAGUGGUUCAAUAAUCACCCCUGAUGACAGUUCAAACCCUGAAACAAGCCCAACCACCGCCACUACCAGUGGUUCAAUCAUCACCCCGGAUGAUAGUUCAAACCCUGAAACAAGCCCAACCACCGCCACUACCAGUGGUUCAAUCAUCACCCCGGAUGACAGUUCAAACCCUGAAACAAGCCCAACCACCGCCACUACCAGUGGUUCAAUCAUCACCCCGGAUGACAGUUCAAACCCUGAAACAAGCCCAACCACCGCCACUACCAGUGGUUCAAUCAUCACCCCGGAUGACAGUUCAAACCCUGAAACAAGCCCAACCACCGCCACUACCAGUGUUUCAAUCAUCACCCCGGAUGACAGUUCAAACCCUGAAACAAGCCCAACCACCGCCACUACCAGUGGUUCAAUCAUCACCCCGGAUGACAGUUCAAACCCUGAAACAAGCCCAACCACCGCCACUACCAGUGGUUCAAUCAUCACCCCGGAUGACAGUUCAAACCCUGAAACAAGCCCAACCACCGCCACUACCAGUGGUUCAAUCAUCACCCCGGAUGACAGUUCAAACCCUGAAACAAGCCCAACCACCGCCACUACCAGUGGUUCAAUCAUCACCCCGGAUGACAGUUCAAACCCUGAAACAAGCCCAACCACCGCCACUACCAGUGGUUCAAUCAUCACCCCGGAUGACAGUUCAAACCCUGAAACAAGCCCAACCACCGCCACUACCAGUGGUUCAAUCAUCACCCCGGAUGACAGUUCAAACCCUGAAACAAGCCCAACCACCGCCACUACCAGUGGUUCAAUCAUCACCCCGGAUGACAGUUCAAACCCUGAAACAAGCCCAACCACCGCCACUACCAGUGGUUCAAUCAUCACCCCGGAUGACAGUUCAAACCCUGAAACAAGCCCAACCACCGCUACUACCAGUGGUUCAAUCAUCACCCCGGAUGACAGUUCAAACCCUGAAACAAGCCCAACCACCGCCACUACCAGUGGUUCAAUCAACACCCCGGAUGACAGUUCAAACCCUGAAACAAGCCCAACCACCGCCACUACCAGUGGUUCAAUCAUCACCCCGGAUGACAGUUCAAACCCUGAAACAAGCCCAACCACCGCCACUACCAGUGGUUCCACCAUCACCCCGGAUGACAGUUCAACCCCUGAAACAAGCCCAACCACCGCCACUACCAGUGGUUCCACCAUCACCCCUGAUGAAACAAGCCCAACCACCGCCACUAGGAGUACACUGAUCAGAACCCCAACCACCACCUCUCCAGUCCCUGAUAAUAUUACAGAAGAGGCAAUCCGAAUUUCAGCCAGGAUAGCUGUGGCAGUUUCCACAACAGCCACAUCAGCAGCAGCAUCGUUGGCGAGCUCGGCCGCAAGAGCAGCAGCCACUGUUUUGGGAGUAGCCUCGGAAGCAAGACCGUCCGUACAGUGGGCUGCGAACGCCGCUCUCAUAGCUGCCAGCGCAGUCAGUAAUUUUCUACAAGGCAGAAUUAGCGAAGCAGCCACGGCGGCAGCAGCGAACAAUGCGGCGGUUGCCGCUGCAAACGUUUCAAGAACAGUGGCGGAAACUUUGCCGAUAGCAGGUGGCGACCUGUUUGCGCAGCAACUCGCGGCGGCGGCGGAAAAUGCUUCAGCCAUAGCAGAAUUAGCAGCAACUGUGGCAGACUUGGCAGCCAAUGUUAGUGCUUCUGGAGUCACCGUAGAGAGCGCAUUUGACAUCAUCGCGCGGGCUAGAAUGGCAAAUCAAGAGGUUGAGAUUGCGGCGCGACGACUCCGAGAGUUACUGAAUUCGCAAAGCUCACGGGCAGAUGUAGAGAAUGACAUAAGACGAGCCAUAGAGGCAGCUAACGGUACCGCUGCGUUGGCAGAACAAGCAGCAGGCGAGGUACAAGAGGCGCUCGACGCGGCAGAUCGAGCCGCUGCGCCGACAGGAGGAGCUCCAGAAGCCGAGGUAGCUGGUCAGUUAGCUACGCUACUAGCGGCAAAUGCGGCACAAAGCGCAAGUGCGGCGGCACGGAUGGCGGCGGGAGCUGCGGAGGUAACGUUAGAAGCGGUUCAUGCUUCACGACAAGCCUCACUAACAUCCGCAGCACUGUCCCUCGCCAUUGCGGUGGCAGAAGCUCCAGGUGGAGAUUUAGGCAGCCUUAUUGCCAACGCCUUCCAAAGAUCGGACGAAGCUAAUGAGGCAGCAUUAGCGGUCGCACAGGGACGUGCCGGCCCGCAGGAGGCUCGAGAAGCAGCGGAAAAUACGGCGGACGCGGCAGAAGCUUGGGCCGCUGCGGUAAACUCGAUGGUGAUGGGACGGAUCACAGACAUGGCUGCAAAUAUAUCGGCCCGAGCGGCAGCGUUGGCCGGACAAAUCACAACAGCGGACACGGAUCAAUUUCCCGACGUCGCAGCACGAUUCAUAAUAUUAGCCAUGGAUGCCGAAGAAUUAUUUUCAGGUCAAGCCUUAGAGGUCGCCCGACUGGCAGGAUAUACGGGAAGUUUAGCAGCAAUUGUGGACAAUCUGGUUGGCGCGGAAACAUUGGCAGGUUUUGCAAAUGACACAACAAACGCAGCAAGGCGAAUGUCAGAAAGCAUCCCUUUAGCACCAUCGGAAGCAGUCCGAGUGGUGCGAGAAACCGCCUUAGCGUCCACAGCGCUGUCUCUCGCGGUCGUUUUGGCCGAAACUGCUGGACACGAUCUGGGCAACCUCACCGCCAUUGCCUGGCAAACUGUGGACGAAGCUAAUGAAGCAGCAUUAGAGGUUGCGGAAGGACGUGCGGUCCCGCAGGUGGCUCGAGAAGCUGCUAUGAGAGUGGCUGAUGUGGCAGAGGAGCUGGCCACGGCUUUAAACAUGAUUGGAAGGCCAGACCAGGCCACCAACAUGUCGAUCCAAGCAGCGGUGCUGGCUGCACGAGUUACAACUGCAGAUCCGGACCAAUUUCAAAGUGUUGCGGAACAGUUUGUGGCGUUGGCAAGAGAAGCUCAAGAGUCACUCUCCAGCACCUUUCCACAAGCAGCAGAGGUGGCCGAAUUGGCAGAACUUACAGGAGUUUUUUCAGUAGCUGUGAACGACUUCAGCGAUGCGCGAACGUUAGUCAAUCUGGCAAUGAACACAGCAACAGCAGGCAGGGAGAUAGAAAAUCUUCCAGGAAGAUCUGCCUUGGACUCGGCACGGAACUAUCUGGUGGCUGGCUUAACGGCCUCGGCCGCCGCGUGCACCGCCAUGUGCUCGGCAGCGGCCGCCGCUGCCGGAGUUAUAUCGGAGGUUGGAGCGGCGUUGACUGUCGCGCAGGAAGCGGCGAACGCCGCUGCUGCGCUGAGCAAUCGUACAGGUGACAUCAACUCAACGGUCGACACCGGUGUUGCAGCGGCCGAUGGAGCUAGUGACGCCGCUCGCGCCGCAGUGAACGCAUCGCGUAGUAACUCCUCGACAGCAAUGCAGAUGGCGAACUUAGCCACGGAGGCGGCCGCCACCGCGUCCAGGGCAGUGUCAGCCGCACGAAACCUAACCUCUGACGCGGUCCCUGCGCAAACUGUGAUGGACGUCGCCCGAGUGGCCAGAGAAGUCCAUGCGACCUCAGAAUCGUUUCUCACCAGGCUGGAAGAAAUGCUGAGCGAUUCUCCGCCCUCCUCAUUGGUGAAUCAGCUAGCCGUCCUGGCUGUGACGGUCCCAACGGAUGCAGCUGCCACGGCCGCCGCGCGAGUUGCGGAUCUGGCCGAGGCUGCGGUGUCCCAACCCAACAACAACACAGCGGAGACAAAAGCUCAGGCGUCCAUGGCGGCUUCCAGUGCGUUAUCCUCAGUGAGAACGGCCAGGUCGGCGGUGCUCGUCAUCAGGGAAACGAGCGCCGCCGCCGCCGUCUGCUCACCGGCAUUUACAGCUGCGCUCGGUGCCGCCGCUUUCUUGUUACUAUUGUGA